AUGGACUUCAAUGAACAUCAAGAAAAUCGGACAAUACAGUACUGUUUCCAUUCUGGCAAUACAUCAUGCUUAAAAAAGGUCCGACCUACAGCAGUUAAUGUCAUCCUGUACUUUUUUCUGCUCGCAGUUGUAUUUCUGACAGUGUGUGGAAAUUUGUUGGUGAUCAUUUCUAUCUCUCACUUCAAACAGCUCCACACACCAACCAACCUCCUUGUGCUCUCCUUGGCUGUUGCAGACUUUCUAAUAGGAGUGACUGUGAUGCCUUUUACAAUGAUUCAAUCAGUAGAAUCUUGCUGGUAUUUUGGAGAUACGUUCUGUACUCUGUAUUCCGUAUUAAUUCUCUUGCUUACCUCUGUUUCUGUUAGUAGCUUAGUAUUCAUUGCUAUUGACCGUUUCUUUGCUGUGUGUGACCCUCUGCUUUACUCUACUAAAAUAACUGUAAAUGUUAUAUAUUUAGUCAUAUCACUUAGCUGGUUCUUAUCACUAUUGUAUGCACUCUCAAUUAUUUAUUCCAAAGGAAAUAUUGAUGGUGAUGAAGCCUUAGAUACCUGCCAGGGAGAUUGCCUGUUUACAUUUAAUGCAACCUGGGGACUAAUUGAUCUUGUGAUGACAUUUCUUUUGCCUAGUACUUUCAUGAUAACUCUUUAUGCUAAAAUUUUCAUUGUUGCAAAAAGGCACGCAAGAGUAAUCAGUUCUGCUUCAGCGCAAGUUACUUCUGGAGAUAGAAGCAAAAGUAAAACAUCAAAUAUAUCAGAAAGAAAAGCUGCAAAAACCUUAGGACUUGUACUAUUAGUUUUUCUUCUUUGCUGGAUACCAUACCAUUUAUGCACGAUCAUUGACUCAUACAUUAAUUUUUCUGUGCCUUCAGAUGUUAUUAAUACUCUUGCGUGGCUUGUAUACAUUAACUCUUCCAUAAAUCCUCUCAUUUAUGCUUUGUUUUAUCCCUGGUUUCAGAAGUCAGUGAAACUAAUAAUAACAUUUAGAAUAUGUUAUACUGCAUCUUCAUUGAUUAAUUUGUAUCCAGAAAAUGUUUAA
This is a messenger RNA of Lepisosteus oculatus (spotted gar), 1035 nucleotides long. RefSeq names its product trace amine-associated receptor 13c-like. NCBI's taxonomy places the organism in Eukaryota, Metazoa, Chordata, Actinopteri, Semionotiformes, Lepisosteidae. Gene Ontology annotation, cellular component: membrane. Gene Ontology annotation, biological process: G protein-coupled receptor signaling pathway. The record is from RefSeq and is a predicted model, not a curated record. Gene Ontology annotation, molecular function: trace-amine receptor activity.